CACGUAGCCUGUCUCAUCACCAUGUUUCCACCAUAGUCUUCGACACUGCCUGUGCUGCGCGGAUCCAUCCUUCAUGCCGAAGACGCUUUUGCCUCUCGCGCCUUCGAGUCGUGGGCCUGAUAGUGCAUCAGACUCGGCUUCAGAGUCUCGCUCCGCUGCUCGCGCUGAUGAGCAGCCAGCCCCAAGGGCUGGACACACCAAGAAGAAUGCGUCCGUUGCGUGUGACCAGUGCAGGCUAGCAAAAAGAAAGGUGCUGAUCUCAAAUCUCUAUGCUCCCUCUCACCACCCACUGUUCCCCCCAGCGCAGUGGACCGGCGUUCCAUAUGCUUCUGUUGAGUAGUUUAAAUGCUGGCCUGCUACAAUGAGAGCGACUCACUCCAGUUUUUUGCACAGACCACUGACCAAGCCCUCUAAUUUAGUGUGACCAACUCAGCCCUUGCUCCAACUGCCGCAACAACCAGAGAGAGUGCACUUACAAUCCUUCCAGCGAUGGCCGGCGAAAGGAUGCUCGCAAACGGCGAUUAGAGGACCUCGAGUACCAGAGCAAUGCCCUGGGGAGGUUGCUGUCCAAGAUCCGUACUUCCACAAAGACCGAGGCUCACGAGCUCGUCGACCUGAUCAGAGAGGAUGCAUCCCUUGAAGACAUCUUGGCAUUCAUAAAUGCUCAUCCAGGUGAACUGGCUGAUGAGGUCAGAAGAUCCCUAUCAGCAAGUCCUGCACCACCCCCGGCCGGCACGAGCUUCCGGAAGGUACUCGCCAUCAAUGACCUGAUUGACAACCCAACUGUUCAAGUGCCUGCUGCCCCGUGGACCACUGUCACUUCUGACGACGGCUUUGUCUCAAACUUGAUGUCAGCAUAUUUGAAUUGGUACCACUAUUAUUAUCAUAACUUUGACUGGCACCUGUUCAUCAACGCAUGCCAGGCUAAGGAUGUCGACUCCCUCUACUGUUCCCCCUUUCUGGUCAAUGCAGUACUUGCGAUGGGUUGUUUCUUUACAGACCAUCCUGCCGCUCUCGCCGUACCCGGUGAUCAGGCCACACGAGGUUUACACUUCUACGAGGAAGCCGAUCGUCUCUACAAAGCUGAACAGGACCGUGUGAGUCUUACCAAUGUUCAAGGCUCUAGUAUUAUGAUGCUAGUCGUAAGCCUCGCAGGCAAGGACAAAGCCAUAGACCCGGCACUGCGGGGACUCCAAGACCUUGUUCGCCAGGUACACGAGUUACAUGGCAUGCGCGAUCCUAUCUCAUCAGCUGAGCUCGACCUUCAAAGAUCAUUGCGCAUCACUGAGUGGGGCGCCUAUGUUUAUCAUUGCGGUUUCAGCAUGGGAUUUGGCCUGGGCUAUACCUGGGGCAAACCUUCAGUCGAACGACCGUAUGCAGACGAAAAAUAUUCGUCCCUUGUGACUGAAUGGUCAUCAUACCCGCUAAAUCGAGAACCGAUCCCGUUGAGACAACAUGCCCUCUAUGAGAGCCUCCUCGAUGUUUAUGGUUUCAUGGAAGAGACUAUUCGCCUGCUUCAGAUCACGUUUCCGACGCUGACACCGGUCGAAAAGAUUGAUGCUGUUCAAGCCGUUGAUGAUCGUAUCGUUGACUGGUAUGCCUUGCUCCCUGCAGAGCACAGAUUCGACCAGGACUCCUUUAUUGUGACACCUGCAACGGUCGAUUUGCACACCACUCUCUAUUUUAUUCGGCUAUCUCUAUGGAGUCAAGCGAUGCCCGUGCCCACGGAAUCAACAUCGUCAGCUGCUGAAGCUGACCCUCUCGAGACUCAACAGGAAAACGAGCCUACUCAACAAUCAGCAGCCACACUGUUGCCUGAACAGGAUAAAAGAGGCCAGAUUGUGGCAAAGUGCUUGUCGAUCGUUAAAUUGUACGCGGAUGUCAUGGCUCGCUUCGAAGAGCGAUUUGGGACAAAGUUCUUCACCCUGCUUACUCCUCAGCCUGGGAUUUUCUCCGCCAGCUUUUUGCUCACUGGUCAUCUGUAUACAUCACAUGAGGAGGAACUGUUGCUUCGAAUCAUGAGGGUGCUUGUGCAUGUCGCGACUCGAAACACCCUCGUCAAGGGGGUCACACAGAUGCUACUUAAACUGGCCGAGGAAAAGGUCAAAGCGCAGACAGCCCAGUCAAGUGCUCUAACCGACAAAGAGGCGCAGGACAAUGCUGUAGGACAAGUUUCACCCAAGAUGUUCGAGAGCAUGGAAAUGAUUGUCAAAGAACUCCAAUGGGCUCCAUCUGACCAUCUUCACUUUAGCUCGAGAUAUCCGAACUACAUAGCCGACAAGCGCGACGACGCCGGCCAGCUCAGUGAUCUCCUGGAAAAGUGGGCCAGCCUCGCCAUCGAUGAGAUGGAAGCUGAGGAUCCGUCCGGCAAAGAUUUGAUGGAACCAGAAGAGCUUUCGACCCAUGAGCAGCAUGAAAUCGACGAGGCGCCACCGUUGCCUAGUAUAGAGAAAGAUGAUGAUUGAAAUGAUGAGAAUGGCUCUGUAUAUGCAAGAAAGUAUUACGAUUUAAGAGGAACACGAGAUCGGGUGUGGUGCUUGGAGAGUGCUCAUGAACGUGAGGUGUAUCUUUGCUCCUGUCUGAACAGAUAGAGGUCCUAGACUUGCAGAGAUCUGAUGGUCGUGAAAGUGAUUAUUACUCUGGACCACCUCUUUAACGAUCCGAUCUAUUGGACCCUUCUAAUUUCACGACCUGGCAUGAAAUGUAUACGUACUCCGUACACACUUGAAUUUGCUUUAUAGGGUCUGGGCGGACAACUGACGGCGGACAGACUGUAUGCACGGUGCCAUGACCCAACUC
Molecule: messenger RNA, 2799 nt
Organism: Exophiala mesophila
Lineage: Eukaryota; Fungi; Ascomycota; Eurotiomycetes; Chaetothyriales; Herpotrichiellaceae
Exons: 6
Coding region: 849-2465 (538 amino acids)
Biological process (GO): DNA-templated transcription; regulation of DNA-templated transcription
Molecular function (GO): zinc ion binding; DNA binding; DNA-binding transcription factor activity, RNA polymerase II-specific
Source: RefSeq, a predicted model, not a curated record